This is a messenger RNA of Pecten maximus, 4597 nucleotides long. Its product is annotated as serine/threonine-protein kinase Nek9-like. Bases 1 to 2823 code for a protein of 940 amino acids. Gene Ontology annotation, molecular function: ATP binding; protein kinase activity. The record is from RefSeq and is a predicted model, not a curated record. NCBI's taxonomy places the organism in Eukaryota, Metazoa, Mollusca, Bivalvia, Pectinida, Pectinidae. The transcript is spliced from 24 exons. Gene Ontology annotation, biological process: protein phosphorylation.
AUGGCGGCCGAAUUAGAAGUCUCUGACGUGCAGGCUGUGCCUACAGGUCUGCACGACCCUUGUCAAGAAACAUCAUAUCUCUUUGUUAAAGUUUUAGGUAGAGGAGCUUUCGGAGAAGCUGUUUUGUACAGAAAAACUGAGGACAAUAGUCUGGUAGUAUGGAAGGAAGUGAAUCUGGCUCGUCUCGGAGAAAAGGAGCGUCGAGAUGCCAUGAAUGAAGUUGACAUCCUGUCUUUGCUUAACAACACCAAUGUGAUCACUUACUACAACCACUUCCUUGACCAGGAAACACUCUUCAUAGAGAUGGAGUAUGCCAACGGAGGAAGUCUUUAUGAAAAAAUUGCAACUCAAACAGAACUAUUUGAAGAACAACAAGUGAGAUGGUACCUGUUCCAGAUUGCAUCUGCCCUUAUGCAUAUUCAUAACUAUGGAAUAAUACACAGAGAUGUUAAAGCUAUGAAUAUAUUUAUGACAAAAACAAAUUUAUUGAAAUUGGGGGACUUUGGGAUUUCAAAACUUCUCGAAUCCAAAGGACAGCUGGCUGAUACUGUGGUGGGAACUCCAUAUUACCUGUCCCCAGAGAUAGUACAGGGUGCCAGAUAUGAUCAGAAAACUGAUGUUUGGGCUCUUGGCUGUGUACUGUUUGAACUACUAACUCUGACAAAGACUUUCCAGGCAACAAACCAGCUUAGACUUGCAUACGAGAUUGUGCGGAGUGAACAGGGUGAGGUUGAUCAGCGAUACAGUAGCCACAUGCGGGAAUUAGUGAACCUCAUGUUACAGAAGGAACCGCAGAACCGUCCCAGCACCAUGGAAAUCCUGGACCACCCUGUGUUCACUAAUGAUAAUUGCAAAGGGAAGAUGGAAAAACAGCUUUGGGAAUUAAACUCUGGAGCACGAAAAUUAAGACUACAGUCUGCAUCUUCUGUUGAAACUGUCCCUGUGAUCAAAUCCAAAGUCACAGAGGUGUACCAGUGGGGAGGAGGUAAAAGGACCCCCCAGAAACAGGACCUGUUUGCAAAAGGCAAAAGUGCCAUACAGGUGGCAGCAGGAGGUGCCCACUUCGCUGUAGUUACUGUGGAGAAGGAGCUUUACACAUGGGCAAAUGUCCAGGGCGGGGCUCAAAUUGUUGGUCAGCUGGGCCAGGGUAACAAGUCAGCAUACAAAGCCCCCAAGAAGGUGGAAGCCCUGGAGGGAGUUGGCAUCAUACAGGCGUCGUGUGGGGACGAUUUCACUGUCUCUGUCACAGAUGAAGGAGAGGUGUACGCCUUUGGAUCAGACUACUACGGCUGUCUGGGUUGUGACAAUGAGGAAGGGGAUGAGGUUCUGGUCCCGAUACAGAUUGAUUUCUUUAACACUCGACCUGUGGCUGAGGUCUCCUGUGGUCAGUGUCACGUGAUGGCCCUCACAAAGGACAGAGAAGUCUACUCCUGGGGUUAUGGAGAGUUUGGUCGACUUGGUCUGGGAUCAGAAGAUGACUUUGCUUCACCACAAAAGGUGGAGACCCCAGGGAAACACUUCAUCAAACAUGUGUAUGCUGGGAGUGAUGGAACAUUCCUCGUCACAACUAGUGGGCGUGUCUUAGCAUGUGGAAGUAACGAGUACAAUAAACUCGGCUUCAACUCGGAGACAUCAGGUCUCCGUAAACAGAAACCAAAGAUAUAUGACAUUCCGUGUCAGUACACAUUCAGCACUGUGAAACCCCUCCUGAGAUUCAACAUUGUCCUGGUAUCUCCUGGCCAUACACACUCCACAGGUGUUGACUUGUAUGGUAAAGUAUACACGUUUGGUUCUAACAAGUAUGGCCAGCUAGGUGUGGGAGACUUUAAAAAGAAAUCGAGGAUCUGUCGUGUGGCCGGAGCACUGACUGGGAAGAGGGUGAUCAAUGUGACCUGUGGCAGUUAUUUUACCGUGGCUGCCACCACUGAUAGCCAGGUAUACUCCUGGGGUAAUGGAGCUAAUGGUACACUGGGGGCAGAGUUCCUCGACCAAGGCAAGGGCCCUAACAGCCAGUCCAUCUCACUUCCUCGUACCAUCUUUGGGUCACUCCAUCUUGUGUCCAACCUGUCCGCACGUCACUGGCACACCAUUGCUAUAGCAGAAAAAGUGCUGAAUCAAAAGACUUUAAAGUCAAGAGUUUCUUCUCCAAAAUGUGAGAAGGAGCGACACAAAGUGUUUGUACCCUCGCCUCCAGUAGUGGAAGAAGAUGUCAUAUUCACGGAAAGUGAUGGUAUGUCUAAACCUCGUGUAUGUAUGAACUAUCAUGGAAAUGAAGAGAUGAAGGAUUCUGGGAAGCCAGAUUCUCCGGAGGUUUCUGAGCCAAAAUCGGACUGGAAUAUGCCUCCAAGGGCCACACCUUAUAUACCAUCGCCAGUGGGAGGGGCAGGAGCAUAUAGUUACCAGGAUUCAGGAAGGCCAUCUUCAGGGGGCAGUGAUCGGCCAGGGUCAGGGGGCAAGGCAGAGGAGUCUAACAUCCCCGACUGGUUACAGGCAGAGCUUGAGGAUGCGGACUUUAUACCGUUCCACCCUGAUGCUCUGCCAGUGUCCCCUCCUGUACAGUAUCCUGGUCAACCGGGAGGACCGCUGGUCUUCGCUGAUCAGGAGGAGUUAGAGGAAGCAGAGAAAUCCAUGAAAGAACAAAAACUAACAGACUGUAAAAAAGAAAAAGAAAGUUUGGAGAAGGAUGAACUGAUAGCAUUACUUAAACAGAAGUUGGCUGAAAUGGAGUUAGAAAAUAGUCAACUAAAAGAACAACUAACAUCUCAGGAGAAAAAGAUGAAGAGUUUGGAAAUACAGGUGGCCGGGCAAAAGAGUGACCAUUGAUCAACUUUUAUGGGCAGUCAGACUGGUGACCUUUGACCCACUUAUAUGGGCAAUCAUACUGAUGACCAUUGACCCAAUUUUAUGGCCAGACAAACUGAUGACCAUUGACCCACUUAUAUGGGCAGUCAGACUGAUGACCAUUGACCCAAUUUUCUGGCCAGAUAGACUGAUGACUAUUGACCCACUUUUGUGGCCAGACAGACCUUGACCAUUCACACACUUGUUUGCCAGAUAGGUGACCAUUUAUCCCUUUUUUCUGUGAUAGAAGAUUGACCCUUCACUACUACAUUAUCAUGGAGUUUUCUGUACUGAUACAGAAAGUAAGGAGACUAGACUUGUACAACUAGGCCUACAGUUUGGGACAUUCCUUAAAGUAGUUUUCUUAUGUAAACAUUGAAGAUAUAGUUUACAACAGUUACUGAGGGUGUACAGAUCUUCAACAUCUGCUUAUCUCGACCAAACUUUAUAAUCAAGUUUUCAUUCAGACAAAAAAAAGGAAGAUAUUUAUCAAUUGAAAUUUGUUUAAGAAUUAAAAUUUACAAAAUGUAGCUUAUUUGAUAAUUCAAAGACUGAAACAGUUCUUAAUGAACUGAUGUUCUGAUAAAAUAUUCCUUAACUAAGGUAGUCAAUAUAAUGAUCACUGAAGAGAAAACUUGUGUUGUUAGGUAUCCUGAUAGACUGUACCUCACUUAGUAGUUGUAGACUGCACACUACGACACUAUGACACUAUGGUUUUAUAGUGAUGACACUAUGACACUACGGUUUUAUAGUGAUGACACUAUGACACUACGGUUUUAUAGUGAUGACACUACGACACUAUGGUUUUAUAGCUACGACACUAUGGUUUUAUAGUGAUGACACUACGACACUAUGGUUUUAUAGUGAUGACACUACGACACUAUGGUUUUAUAGUGAUGACACUACGACACUAUGGUUUUAUAGUGAUGACACUACGACACUAUGGUUUUAUAGUGAUGACACUACGACACUAUGGUUUUAUAGUGAUGACACUACGACACUAUGGUUUUAUAGUGAUGACACUACGACACUAUGGUUUUAUAGCUACGACACUAUGGUUUUAUAGUGAUGACACUACGACACUAUGGUUUUAUAGUGAUGACACUACGACACUAUGGUUUUAAAGUGAUGACACUACGACACUAUGGUUUUAUAGUGAUGACACUACGACACUAUGGUUUUAUAGUGAUGACACUACGACACUAUGGUUUUAUAGUGAUGACACUAUGGUUUUAUAGUGAUGACACUACGACACUAUGGUUUUAUAGUGAUGACACUACGACACUAUGGUUUUAUAGUGAUGACACUACGACACUAUGGUUUUAUAGUGAUGACACUAUGGUUUUAUAGUGAUGACACUACGACACUAUGGUUUUAUGGUGAUGACACUACGACACUAUGGUUUUAUAGUGAUGACACUACGACACUAUGGUUUUAUAGUGAUGACACUACGACACUAUGGUUUUAUAGUGAUGACACUACGACACUAUGGUUUUAUAGUGAUGACACUACGACACUAUGGUUUUAUAGUGAUGACACUACGACACUAUGGUUUUAUAGUGAUGACACUACGACACUAUGGUUUUAUAGUGAUGACACUACGACACUAUGGUUUUAUAGUGAUGACACUACGACACUAUGGUUUUAUAGUGAUGACACUACGACACUAUGGUUUUAUAGUGAUGACACUACGACACUAUGGUUUGAUAGUGAUGACACUACGACACUAUGGUUUUAUAAUGAUGACACUACGACA